Carlito syrichta (Philippine tarsier) is the source of this 2497-nucleotide messenger RNA. RefSeq names its product acyl-CoA dehydrogenase, long chain (gene ACADL). Gene Ontology annotation, cellular component: mitochondrion. The coding region runs from base 1 to 1407 and encodes 468 amino acids. The record is from RefSeq and is a predicted model, not a curated record. The transcript has 11 exons. Gene Ontology annotation, molecular function: long-chain fatty acyl-CoA dehydrogenase activity; flavin adenine dinucleotide binding. NCBI's taxonomy places the organism in Eukaryota, Metazoa, Chordata, Mammalia, Primates, Tarsiidae. Gene Ontology annotation, biological process: fatty acid beta-oxidation using acyl-CoA dehydrogenase; carnitine metabolic process, CoA-linked; long-chain fatty acid catabolic process.
AUGGGAAGCGCAUUGCUCUGGGUCCUGGCACAGAGAACCAGCACAGUCGGGCCAGAAGAUGACCCUGUGACCCCAGGUGGGGACGAGAACACUUUGCCCCAAGGUGCAGAGAAAGAUGUGGUAACCCCAGGAGCCCAUGAAGAGUCCUACAAGUCUCCUGGCUUGACAACUCUGGUGGCAACAAGCACCAAAUGUUCCCAUUCUGGAGGGACAGAACGUCUAGAAACAGCUUCUGCUAAAAAAUUAACAGAUGUAGGAACUAGAAGAAUCUUUUCUUCAGAGCAUGACAUUUUCCGGGAAAGUGUCAGGAAGUUUUUUCAAGAAGAAGUGAUUCCUCAUCACUCAGAAUGGGAGAAAGCUGGAGAAGUGAGUAGGGAGCUUUGGGAAAAAGCUGGAAAACAAGGUCUGCUCGGUGUCAAUAUUGCAGAGCAUCACGGUGGUAUCGGCGGGGAUUUGUACUCCUCAGCAGUUGUGUGGGAGGAGCAAGCAUAUUCAAAUUGUACAGGCCCAGGUUUUAGUCUUCAUUCAGAUAUUGUUAUGCCCUAUAUUGCAAACUACGGCUCGGAAGAACAGAUUAAGCGCUUCAUCCCCCAGAUGACUGCAGGCAAGUGUAUUGGUGCCAUCGCAAUGACAGAGCCUGGGGCUGGAAGUGACUUGCAAGGAGUAAGAACAAAUGCCAAGAAGGAUGGAAGUGACUGGAUUCUCAAUGGAAGCAAGGUGUUCAUCACCAAUGGGUGGUUAGGCGAUGUUGUGAUUGUAGUCGCAGUCACAAAUCGUGAAGCUCGCUCCCCUGCUCAUGGUAUUAGCCUUUUUCUGGUGGAAGAUGGAAUGAAAGGAUUUAUCAAGGGGCGAAAGCUACAUAAAAUGGGAUUAAAAGCCCAGGAUACUGCAGAACUAUUCUUUGAAGAUGUACGGUUGCCAGCUAGUGCCCUACUUGGAGAAGAGAAUAAAGGCUUUUAUUACCUCAUGCAAGAGCUUCCCCAGGAAAGGCUGUUAAUUGCUGACUUGGCCAUUUCAGCCUGUGAAUUUAUGUUUGAAGAAACCAGGAACUAUGUUAAACAAAGAAAAGCUUUUGGGAAAACAGUUGCCCACAUACAGACGGUGCAGCACAAACUAGCAGAAUUAAAAACACACAUAUGUGUAACCAGAGCUUUUGUGGACAGCUGUCUGCAGCUGCAUGAAACAAAACGUCUGGACUCCGCCUCUGCUUCCAUGGCGAAAUAUUGGGCAUCCGAGUUACAAAACACUGUAGCUUAUGACUGUGUGCAACUCCAUGGAGGUUGGGGGUACAUGUGGGAGUACCCAAUUGCCAAAGCUUAUGUGGAUGCACGAGUUCAGCCAAUCUACGGUGGCACCAAUGAAAUAAUGAAGGAGCUGAUUGCAAGAGAUAUCAUCCAUGACAAGUAGACAUCUGCCCACAUCCUGGAAUCCUAUUACAGCUAAUCUGGUUUUAAACCUACUCAAGAUAAAAUGUAACCUGGAAAGAGGGAAAAACUAAACAUGUUUUUAUAUGUUCUUUCCAUAGAGAAAGAAAUCAAAUAUAAAUAAACUAUUAGCACAAUGGAAGGAGAAAUCUUUGAACCAAAGAUUCUAAAAUUCUCCAACAUGAAAUUUAGCUUUCAAUUUUUUAUAUGGUUAAAAGACAAAGAUUUUCUGAACCUAGAUGCCUUACUGCUUCGUUUACAUCUAAAAUUCUAAACAGGAUAAAUUGCUUAGAUCUUUAAAAUCAGAGCAGAGGUAAUCUUAUGCUGUUAUAUUAUAAAAACAAUAAUACAGCACAUUGACUUUUAAAGGGAAAAGAAAUAAAAAUUUGCAUGUGAAGUCAUUUCAGCUACCUUUUUUAUCCCAAUUCUCUGGGAUAGUAGUUUGCACCACUCUAUCCCAACCACUUGUUUUAAGCAGUGGAUCUUUCUUCCAACAAAAGCUUAUGCAGAACACCUCUGUGAAAUGCUGAUUCAGGAGAGCCGCUCUGGUUGAAGCAGGAAGCCUUCCUACUUGAAACCCUUGGGUCUCAGCCAAGCAUUAACUCCGACCAGAGAAUGCCUUGAUUCUCUCAACUCCUGGUCUUAAUAGAUUUCUUUUGCAGUUGAAUUUAUAGAAUAACUCAUCAUAUUUUAAUUUUAAGACGUUGGUAUAGUUUACAGAUGUCAAAGCAGUGGCUUUUAUUUUGUAGCAGUUAAUAUAUAUUUAUUAAUUUAAUAAUUACUUCAUGUCUUCUAUAAACCAGGCUGUUAAAAAUAUGUUCGCUAGCAAGACUGGCAAGAUCACUGAUUCAUAAGUGAAUAAACAAAUAAGUAGUGAUAGAUAAAGUCAAUAAGUAAAAAAUAAUUUCAAAUCAUAAGCGCAAUAAAAAAUUUGCAUUUAAAUUGGAAAGUGAGGAAAUGACAUUAGCUUUGGGACUUAAAAGUAACGAUUACAAAAUAAGCCAUUUAUUUAUAACUUGUUUUUCUUUGUAUACAGUGGUGAGACACUGAAUAAAGUAGCUUUAAAACGGAAA